Messenger RNA from Acanthopagrus latus (yellowfin seabream), 2275 nucleotides. It is a transcript of the gene sox4b, whose product is annotated as SRY-box transcription factor 4b. Gene Ontology annotation, molecular function: RNA polymerase II cis-regulatory region sequence-specific DNA binding; DNA-binding transcription activator activity, RNA polymerase II-specific. The transcript has a single exon. NCBI's taxonomy places the organism in Eukaryota, Metazoa, Chordata, Actinopteri, Spariformes, Sparidae. Gene Ontology annotation, biological process: cell differentiation; positive regulation of transcription by RNA polymerase II; anatomical structure morphogenesis. The coding region runs from base 386 to 1630 and encodes 414 amino acids. The record is from RefSeq and is a predicted model, not a curated record.
GAUUUCCUAACACAGAAGGAAGAGACACACAGAGAGAGAUAGCAGGGUACUGAGUGGAGAGUGGGCUGUGCUGUCUGAGCUGUUUCAACACCUACAGAAACUGGAAAUUAAACUUUUUUUUUUUUUUUUAAACUACUAGCCUUCUUAAGGCUACACUGGACUGAACUGUUACGAGACUUUGCCGCACAUCUCAGGAGUGACUAUUUCUUGCGCUUUUUCUCUGUUUAUUUUUUUUUUUUCUUUUACUCGGCUCCCAACUGCGAAGAGGGAGAGAGGAGGAAAAAAGAGCUGAGUUUGCUUUAAAGUGAAUCGGAGGACCAAGGAGAGAGAGAGGGAGAGAGACAGAGCAAGUACACCGCUCUCCCCCCCUCUGUAAGCGGGCAGCAUGGUGCAGAAAAUGAGCCACACGGAGAGCACCGCCGAGGCGCUGUCCUUUUUCGCCGGGGACUCGAGCUCCGACUCCGGGGCGUGCAUGGACCUGGACCCGGCCGCCUCGCCUCUCUCACCUGGCUCCACGGCUUCCUCCACCGCCGGGGACAAGCUCGGGGAGAACCCGGCAUGGUGUAAGACUCCCAGCGGCCACAUCAAGAGACCCAUGAACGCGUUCAUGGUGUGGUCGCAGAUCGAGAGGAGGAAGAUCAUGGAGCAGUCCCCGGACAUGCACAACGCGGAGAUCUCCAAGAGGCUGGGGAAGCGGUGGAAGCUGCUCAGAGACAGCGACAAGAUCCCCUUCAUCAGAGAGGCGGAGCGGCUCAGGCUCAAGCACAUGGCGGACUACCCCGACUACAAGUACCGGCCGAGGAAGAAGGUAAAAUCGAGCGCCUCUAAGCCCGGCAGCGGGGACAAGGCGGAGAAACUCAGCGGUAGCUCCAACAACACCAGCACUAAGACGUCCUCGUCUUCGAGGAAGAGUGGAUCCAAAUCACCCAGCAGCAGCAGACCCCACAAAUCACUUUUCGGGAGCAGCAGCAGUAGCACCAAAGCAUCACCGUUUGCCUCUGAGCACCCGUCAGAGCACCACCACACCUCCCUCUACAAGUCGAAGUCCGUCUCUUCAGCGGCCAAGCAGAUACCGGAUGGCAAGAAGCCCAAGCGGGUGUACGUCUUCGGGAGCAGCGGGGCCAACUUGAGCGUCAGCCCCGCGUCCUCCGUCGUGGUCCCGGCCAGCCCGACGCUCAGCAGCUCGGCGGACUCCAGCGACCCGCUCAGCCUGUACGAUGACGCGGCCAGCGGCAGGGAGGACGGCGCAGACUCCCCCGGCAGCAGCAGCAGCCCGGCCGGGUCCUCGGCGCGCCACGGCGGGCACACAUACAGCAGUCGGCGGGCUUCCUCCCCGACCCCCUCCGGCUCCCACUCCUCCGCCUCGUCCCACUCGUCCUCCUCCUCUUCCUCGGAGGACGAAGAGUUCGAGGACGACUUGCUCGACAUCAACCCGAGCCCCAGCUUCGACAGCAUGUCACUGGGGAGCUUCGGCUCCUCGGUGCUAGACAGGGACUUGGAUUUGAACUUUGAGUCCGGCUCCGGGGGCUCCCACUUCGAGUUCCCCGACUACUGCACGCCCGAAGUCAGCGAGAUGAUCUCCGGGGACUGGCUGGAGUCCACCAUCUCCAACCUGGUGUUCACGUACUGAGAGGGGCAAAGCGAGAAAGACGACAGGUGUCUCUGCGAGCAAAAAGAAAGAGGAAAACACACAACAACGACGACAAAAACAACAACAACACGACCACAAACACAAUCAGGAGUUCCUGGUCACAGCGUGCGUAAUCGUUCGUGUUUUAACUGCGCCAGACUAGCAGCCUAAAAACUCCCCCACUGAAACUACCCCCUCGCCCAGAUAGGCAAGAGCUGCAAAAAAUCCAUGGAAAGCUAAACUUUAAAAAAGGCGAGUAAGUUUGCUUUUUGUACUUUUCUGCGGAUGCGUGGACCGGCGACUCGGUUUGAGCCACAGAAGCGGAGGGAGCGCAGGGAGGAGAGGAGGAGAGGGGGUGAGGAAGGAAGGAGGAAGAAGAAGAAGGAGAAGGAGAGAGUGGCUGAGUGUCUCUCGCUCAGUCCUGAACUGUUUUCUGAACUGAACAACCUAACUGUGAUUGAUUUGCACGUUACGCGGUCCGCCGUUCACUUAAUCAAUGUUGUCGCUGAUUUAAAAAAAAAAAACAAAAAAAACAAAAGGGACAUUUCAUAACUUUUUACCAACCGCCAAGUGAACUUCACCACUCACAAAAGGUACAGAAAUCGGACUGUCGUGCGACAUUUUUUAUUGUGGUGUGUCACCGAG